UGGACACGGCUCCACUUUGCCAGUUGCCACAUGCACUCUCCGGUGGGUGACGCCUCGCUCCUGCCCACGCACUCGGCUGAAUCCGGAGCGCCCUGCGGCAGCGCACUGUAGCAACACGCCGCCCCACGCCCAGCCAGACACAGGCAGGCGAAAGGUGCAGAGGAGGACGAGGAGCAGCUGCCAUUGUGCCGUGCAGCGGCGCCUGCUAAAAAACAGCCCCGUGUGACUGUCCUAAUAAAGCUCGGGCGCUUGAGCACCAGCUCCGGGCUCUUCGCGGCGCGCCCUAUAAAAACCUUCCUGGCAAAGGGAGCGGGCUCGGCUCGGCACCAGACGCGGACCGGCGGCAGCAAGGAAGCGCAUCCGCGAAGAGGGGGCGCCCCCAACAGUCCCGGCGAGAUGCCCCACGUAGAAGCGGAUCUCAAACUGGACUUUCAUGACGUCCUGCUCAGACCUAAGCGAAGCGGCCUCAAAAGCAGAGCCGAGGUAGAUCUCAUUCGCACCUUCACAUUCCGCAACUCCAAACAAACAUACACAGGGAUCCCCAUUAUGGUGGCAAAUAUGGACACUGUGGGCACGUUUGAAAUGGCAAAGGUGAUGACUAAACAUGCAAUGUUCACUGCUAUUCAGAAGCAUUAUUCUCUGGAAGAAUGGAAACUGUUUGCAGUCAAUCACCCAGAAUGCCUUGAGCAUGUAGCAGUGAGCUCAGGCAGUGGGAAGACUGAUUUGGACAAGCUGACAAGUAUCCUGGAGGCCAUUCCCCUUAUCAAGUACAUCUGCCUGGAUGUGGCCAAUGGAUAUUCAGAGCACUUUGUGGAAGUUGUGAAAACUGUCCAUGCCAAGUUUCCAAAUCACACCAUCAUGGCAGGUAAUGUGGUGACAGGAGAGAUGGUGGAGGAACUUACUCUUUCUGGAGCAGAUAUCAUUAAAGUGGGUAUCGGACCUGGUUCUGUGUGCACCACCCGGAUUAAGACAGGUGUGGGCUACCCUCAGCUGAGUGCUGUGAUCGAGUGUGCAGACUCUGCCCAUGGCCUGAAGGGGCAUAUCAUUUCUGAUGGAGGCUGUAGCUGUCCAGGAGAUGUCGCCAAAGCGUUUGGAGCUGGUGCUGAUUUUGUUAUGCUUGGAGGAAUGUUUGCAGGCCACGAUCAAUGUGCUGGAGAGGUUCUAGAAAAAAAUGGCAAGAAGGUGAAACUGUUCUACGGGAUGAGCUCUGAUACGGCCAUGAAGAAGCAUGUAGGAGGAGUUGCUGAAUACAGGGCUUCGGAGGGCAGAACCGUGGAAGUGCCUUACAGAGGGGACGUGGAAACCACCAUCUUUGAUAUCCUCGGGGGCCUGCGAUCCACCUGCACCUAUGUGGGAGCUGCCAAGCUCAAAGAGCUGAGCAGGAGGGCGACAUUUAUCCGGGUCACCCAGCAGCACAGCCAGGUGUUUUCUUAACCAAGGACUGGGACCUGUGAAAUGCGUCUGCCGCUUCUCCCCACUUCCUCUGUGUUUUGUGUUAGAGCUUCAUGGGGGCAAACCCCCCAGGCUGUGGAAGUAGGUGGGUCAGUUGCCACUGGUGACGGGGUUAAGCAGAAGGACAUGCCAUCAAACACAGCGCCAUGUAGGAUUCUUUUGGUUCACGAUGCAAUAGCCUUAUCUUUUAAAGUCACGUCUGUUUGUUUUAAAUCUAUUUUUUUUUUUCUACCAUUUAUUUUUCUCUCUGAUAAAGAAGCCUCCAUUCACAGUGAGUUAGCCUUCCAGACCCUGAUCGCUGUUACCAAGUUUUAAAACAUCCCCACAACCUCUUGCUAGCACUUCUCCAGCAGUACGGGCUGUAGGAGCUGCCGGCUGGGAGGGGAUGUUGAUGUUCAGUAUGUUGAUCUGUGUAACCAAAGAUCAAAGCCAUACUUUUUGACCUUUCAGAUGGCUGGAUGAGCCAACGUUGCUGCUGCAUUUUCACUGUGAUGUUAAAAAUACUGGAGCUGUAUCAAUGACAUUUCAUGUGCCUUUUAAGGCCUUUUGUAUUUAAAUCACUAUAUUAACGGACUUACCUCUCCAUAGACACUGGCGUUAUAAUGUAGUGAGUGCUUCCUCCUCCCACCCCCACCCAGAACAUUUAACAGGGUACCAGUUUUUUAGUGGAUACAAUCCUCAGAGGCUCAGGGGUCCUGUUUUUAACAUAAUCUCUGAAUAGGUUUUGAAGCUGUAGACACACAGCAAUACUCAACACCAGCAGCCUGAUUCUGCACAGCUUUGUGAUUUGCAUAGUCAUUUCAGCUGCCACAAAGCGACUACGGAUACACACUUGCUUUACCCGGGUGUUGAAAUGAUUACACAUUGAGCAAGGCCUGGGGAAUCAGGCCAAAGGGGUCAAAUCCAUCUCUGUGUUACUCUGGUGCAACUAUUUUGAAGUCAUAGGUGUAUCCGAGAGCAAAAUAUGGCCUGCAGUAGACCAGCUGAAGACUUCGUUGCAAGAAGCCAGUUGUCUGAUCUUGAGUUAAAGCAGUUGCUGUGAAGACAAUAAUUAAUAUUUUAGACUCUGGGCAACACUUUAAUAAACUGUAAUGGUAGAGUAAUUAA
Messenger RNA from Chrysemys picta bellii (western painted turtle), 2559 nucleotides. It is a transcript of the gene GMPR, whose product is annotated as guanosine monophosphate reductase. The record is from RefSeq and is a predicted model, not a curated record. Gene Ontology annotation, molecular function: GMP reductase activity. NCBI's taxonomy places the organism in Eukaryota, Metazoa, Chordata, Testudines, Emydidae. Gene Ontology annotation, biological process: nucleotide metabolic process. Gene Ontology annotation, cellular component: GMP reductase complex.